AUGACUAAACAAACUGAAGGUCCAAUCAUCAAUGAUGAAGAAAGGAAAUCAUAUGAUUCCAUAACGGAGCGCCCAAAUGUUCAUUCUGUUGGAUCUCAAUCCACUUCAGCACUCUUAAACAAUGAGGUUGAUCCACAAGAUGAAUCAAAUAUUUGGUCCAAAAAGACUAUUUAUAGAGCUUGGUUAUUAUUAUGUUUUACUACAGGUCCUGUUGCAUCAAUGAGUCGUACUUAUGUUCCAGCUACGAUUCAAUCAGUUGCAAGAAGUGUUGGGAAAACAUCAACUGGUGAAAAAUGUGGACUUAGAGGUAAUGAUUGUUUUGUUAAAUUUGGUACAGGUCUUGUUCAUUAUUCUUCAUAUGUCUUAUAUUUAAAAGCUAUUUAUACUGCAUUGGAAGGUGUCGUUGCGUUAUUAUUGAUGGGGAUUGCAGAUUAUUCAAAUUAUAGAAAAUGGAUCUUGAUCACAUCAGUUGCAUUAUAUGGUUGUUUUGCCUUACCUUUUGCUGGAUUAACUGAUAAGACUUAUGCUCAUUUAAGAGGAUUAAGUGCUCUUUAUGGUUUAUUGAAUGUUGAUAAUGCAAUUUAUCAAAUUUUAGAAGGUUCUUAUAUUCCAUUAUUUAUGAGAGCUGCAGUUCCAGCAAAACGUGAUAAUAAUGGUGAUGAUCAAGCUGGACAUCAGCCUGAGCAAGUAUUAGCUGAAGAUGUUAGACGUUCAAUGGUUUUGAAAAGAGGUUCAACCGUUAGUGUCAUGGGUAUAUUCUUGGGUAAUUGUGGUGGGAUGACUGCUCUUUUAAUUGGUAUAAUUAUUUCAUAUGGAAGAGGUACACCACAAGAAGAUGGAUAUCAUAAUUUUCUUUUAGCUAUAACUAUAGCAGGAUGUGUCACUGUGGUUUUCAGUAUGAUUUCAUCAUAUUAUAUUCCUAGUACAAAGGGGAAACCUUUACCAAAAGGUGAAUUUUUACAAUUUUUAACUUUCAAGAGAAUGUAUGGAUUGAUUAAACAAAUUAGAAAAUAUCCAAAUGCUUUUAUAUUAUGUAUUGCUUGGGUUAUUUGGAAUGUUAGUUUUAAUAAUUUCAUGAUGGUUUGGGUCUUAUUAUUUAGAUCCACUUUGGGUAUUGGUAAUUCUGAUUCUGAAUAUACUGUUUAUACAUGGAUGUCUUAUGUUUUAGCUUCAUUGGGUUCAUUAGCUUGGAUGUUUGCAUAUCCAAGAACUCGCUUAACUAUCAAGCAGUGGGCCUAUUCAUUCCUUUCCAUAUCAUUUUUUACAAAUUUCUGGGGUUGUUUAGGUAUUAAUUCAAAUACUAAAGUUGGUUUCAAACAUCGUUGGGAAUUUUGGGUCUUUGAAGUGUUUUAUUCAGCUUCAAGUUCUGCAAUGAGAUCAUUGAAUAGAACAUUGUAUAGUUCCAUGUUACCAGAAGGUGAAGAGGCUCAAUAUUUUGGGUUGGAGAUUAUGUUGGGAGUUGCUGUUGGUUGGAUUGGAGAUUUGGUUAAUGCUACUAUUCAAGAUCGUACUGGUAAUGAUAGAUAUCCAUUCUUACCAAAUUUGUUUUUGGUUUUGAUCUCAUUGAUUCUGUAUGCUGUUUGUGAUUCAGAACAAGAAAUGAGAGACGUGAAGAAGAUCAGAGAAGAAGAGGAAUAA
Molecule: messenger RNA, 1638 nt
Organism: Hansenula ciferrii
Lineage: Eukaryota; Fungi; Ascomycota; Saccharomycetes; Phaffomycetales; Wickerhamomycetaceae
Product: MFS transporter
Exons: 1
Coding region: 1-1638 (545 amino acids)
Biological process (GO): amino acid transmembrane export from vacuole
Source: RefSeq, a predicted model, not a curated record